This is a messenger RNA of Fomitopsis serialis, 285 nucleotides long. RefSeq lists its product as uncharacterized. The transcript is spliced from 3 exons. The record is from RefSeq and is a predicted model, not a curated record. The coding region runs from base 78 to 263 and encodes 61 amino acids. Lineage: Eukaryota; Fungi; Basidiomycota; Agaricomycetes; Polyporales; Fomitopsidaceae.
CUCCAGCCUCCUAAUUGAUGGCUCCUUCGUUUCAGAGGCGAGAGUCGUACGAGCUCGUCUGAGCUCGUGCGCUGCUCAUGUUCUCCUCUCGCACUUUGACAUACACAAUAAUCGCACCUACUUCUCGACCUACUACUUGGUACUUGCCAUUUUGGCACGAUGUUGCGCGAGCUGUCGUUCGUGGCCGAAGCCCCUCGACCGAUCAUUUCCUCCCUUUGGCUUGUCUGCCUUACCCUCCGCAUCGUAAAGUCAGUCGGAGGUAACGGCCAUUCCCGGCGCGAGACC